Siniperca chuatsi (mandarin fish) is the source of this 3353-nucleotide messenger RNA. RefSeq names its product heparan sulfate 6-O-sulfotransferase 3b (gene hs6st3b). Gene Ontology annotation, molecular function: heparan sulfate 6-sulfotransferase activity. Lineage: Eukaryota; Metazoa; Chordata; Actinopteri; Centrarchiformes; Sinipercidae. Bases 727 to 2043 code for a protein of 438 amino acids. The transcript is spliced from 2 exons. The record is from RefSeq and is a predicted model, not a curated record. Gene Ontology annotation, cellular component: membrane.
GGAUGAAUGCGCUUCAAAAAGUUACAGCGGAUUUGGUAGUUAAAUGUGGUUAAAUCUCCAUGCUGCCUCAGCUCAGUGUCCGUGUGGGCUUCUGGCUUUGCACUGUGUUAAACAAGAUUAUGGGAUGGAUGGGAUGGGAUGUAGAGCUCUCCCAGCCCAACCACGACGAGGGCAUAACGCGUAUUUGUCGGCUCGGAUGCAGCAGCAUCCUCUCAAAAAGCACUGCUUCAGCACAGUCAGUCAGACCGCCUCAACCCGCCAAGGAUGAUGCUGCCGGAGGAUCCAGCCCUACAGCCCGAGCCGUGAGACACGUCUGCUGAAAUAAGUCUGUCACCGAAAUGAACCACGCAGCGAUUUAGAAAAAACAUAAAGAAAGGGUCAAACUAAAAACUCUCCUCAGCUGCCUCAUUUUCAACUUGAUACCGGAGCAUGGGGGACGUCGGCGCGGAUGCAGCUCCACACCGGCUUUAGAAGUUGGACAGACAGAAAUUUGAAUGCCAUGACUCUUGACUUUGGACAAGAUUUCCAGCGCAGUGCAGAAGGCGUGCAGUAUUUUAGAAACCAAAAGGUGGACUUCUUCUCCUUUUGUCCUCUGAGGGUGUUAUCUGAUCAACAUGUGGCACUUAAAUAAUUAGUGUAUCUGAGGCAUAGAGGGAUAUUGAUCCCCGAAGAACCCAUGGGUGCGACUUAUUAUUCACAGUAAUGGAAUGAAGACACUAUCUUGAUAUGAUGGAUGAUAGACCCAGUAAGCUCAUCUUGGUUCCUAUUUUAGCUGUCCUUUUUGUUAUGAUAGGUUACCAGUACAUAUGUCCCGCUGGCAGCAAUUCGUGCCACUUUAAGGCUGGGGAGAAAUUAAGGGGGGUAAGCCUACUUUCCACCCCGUACGAGGACAGCGAUGAUUUCUACAGAGAUCAAGACCUGGAGGAUGACAGCCCUCCUAAACUACCGUCAAAAUUCAACUUCACCGAAAGAGACCUUGACAGACACGUGGAGUUCAACAUCAAAGGGGACGACGUGAUAGCGUUUUUGCACAUCCAGAAGACCGGAGGAACCACUUUCGGGAGACACUUGGUGAGGAAUAUUCGCUUGGAGCAGCCGUGCGACUGCAAGCCAGGACAGAAGAAAUGCACAUGUCACCGACCAGGUAAAGAUGAGUCCUGGCUCUUCUCCCGGUUCUCCACUGGCUGGAGCUGCGGACUGCAUGCAGACUGGACCGAGCUAACGAACUGUGUGCCUGUCAUUAUGGAUAAGAAGGAGGCCCAGAGGAAUAAAAGGAACUUCUACUACAUCACCAUGCUGCGCGACCCAGUCUCCCGCUACCUGAGUGAGUGGAAGCAUGUCCAGCGCGGAGCCACAUGGAAGACCGCCCUCCAUAUGUGUGAUGGACGCUCGCCCACCCAGGACGAGCUGCCGACCUGCUACAGUGGCGACGACUGGUCCGGUGUCACCCUGACAGAGUUCAUGAACUGCCCGUCCAACCUGGCCAAUAACCGGCAGGUCCGCAUGCUGGCUGACCUGAACCUGGUGGGCUGCUACAACCUGUCCUCUAUGAAUGAGAGCCAGCGUAACCACAUCCUUUUAAGCAGCGCCAUGAGCAACCUGAAGAACAUGGCUUUCUACGGCCUGACCGAGUUUCAACGCAAGACGCAGUACUUGUUUGAGCGGACGUUCAGCCUGCGCUUCAUCUCUGCUUUCACACAGAUCAACAGCACGCGAGCCGCCAACGUGGACCUGAGCGAGCCCGUGCGCAGACGCAUCGAGGAGCUCAACUUCUUGGACGUGCAGUUGUACGAGUACGCGAAGGACCUGUUCCUUCAGCGUUUCCAGUUCACCCGCCAGAGGGAGCACCAGGAGGUGCGCUUGAAGAGGCGCGAGGAGAGGCGUUGGCUGAGGGAGCAAAAAGAGCAGGGCAGGCCAUGGCUGCCCAAACACAGAAGGGAAGGAAAUAAAGGUGGGGUAAGGGGAGGAGGAUUGGAGAAAGGGACUGACGGUGACUUCCCCACCACCACUGAGGACUACACAAGCCAAGUGGCCCGUUGGUGAGGCUUUGGUCUUAAGAGAGCGGAGCAAGAGAGAGAUUCCUCACAGACUAGUUUAAACAUUUCCUUUGACUCUCUCUCUCUCUCGCAUCCUGUGUCUCUCUCUUUUAGUCUCACCAUUAAUCUGUCUCCUGCAUCUGUCUGUUUCUCAGCUUCAGUGUGCUUUGCUGUUUCUUUAUGAGAACUGCCAAGUCUGUGAGUCUCACAGCAGCUCUGACUUGGAGUGCCCUUUGGUGUCUUAAAUCUUUAAAUGCUGUUUAUAUAAUUUUUUUGUCAUAAAAUGUUUUGCCUUGUUUAUUUAUCGUGUGUUGAAUAAGACAGUAAACUGAGGUGAAAGAAAAAAAAAAUCAAAAGAAGCAGCCAUAGACUGCAUUGCUUUUAAUUUUGACAUUCACUGCAAAAUUGAUGAAUGUCAUUGUCUUUGUUGCAACUGGUAGAAAACAUAUUCCAUAUGAAAGAUGUAUUUGUAGAAGAACUGAUGGUUGCAUGUCACACAUCCACAUUAUACUGACAAUUGGGGAGAGUGAUUUCCAAAAGAUAUACAGUACUGUAAGCCAAAGUUAAUAAAAAACACAACGUAUUUAUUGUAUUUUUAUUUAAAGACCAUGUUGUAUGUAUGCAGUACCCAUGUUUUAAACCAAAUUACAGAAGACUAUAUCUAAUGCUUAUAUUUUGGUUACAGUCCAAUAUAUAUUAUUUUCUCAAGUGCAAUACCUUGCAGACACGUCACCCAAAGAUAACAUAUCAUGUACACACAAUUCCAAUCACACAGUCACAAAGAAGGCUGAACAAAAUAACUUCAGUCCUUCCCCGUACUUUUGGUAGAACAUUGUGAAAGCAUAUUUUGUGAGUAAUUCAUUUUUGAAGUAGUGGGCUGCAGAGAUAAAAAGUUGGUAAAUAGUACAGGUGAUGAAAUGUGUCAGUGUGGCCUGGUGUGUGGCUCGACUGUAAAUGAGAUGAUCAGCAUUCAGUUCUCAUGCCCCUCCCCGUCACACUGGCUGCUUUUACAUGUUUGUAGAGCUGACGGCAACUGCACCGUGGGCAGCGAGAGGGCUCUAAUGCCAGCAGAGUGCCAGCCUACAAAGACCAGCCUCAAAGCUGAUAGUCGAGAAAUAAAAACAUGUCUGUCAUUUCUUCUGCCCAAUAGCUUCCAGUCCCUCAAAUCCAAUCAGCACGGCAAAUUCAUUAAGAUGAAAGAGGGCUUGUUUUUAUCUGGUUAAAUAGGCUUCAGUGAUGCAUUUUAUGCCUCUUAUCUUAUAUUCACUCAAAAUCCCUGCUUAUCAAAUUAAAUGUUCACUAAAUGUCAACAAUGAA